This is a messenger RNA of Leopardus geoffroyi (Geoffroy's cat), 2616 nucleotides long. It is a transcript of the gene SNTA1, whose product is annotated as syntrophin alpha 1. Gene Ontology annotation, cellular component: neuromuscular junction; dystrophin-associated glycoprotein complex; intracellular anatomical structure. Lineage: Eukaryota; Metazoa; Chordata; Mammalia; Carnivora; Felidae. The transcript is spliced from 8 exons. Gene Ontology annotation, molecular function: protein binding; structural molecule activity. Bases 574 to 2091 code for a protein of 505 amino acids. The record is from RefSeq and is a predicted model, not a curated record.
CCAACUGAGAAGUCCCUGAGGGCUUGAUGCCAGCCUUUUAAACGCAAGCCGUGUCCCUGGAAAGCACCUCUCCGCCAUACAUAGCUCUGCCCCGACGCCCAAAGCCUCGCGCACCAGGAUCCAUGGUUCUCAUCCACGUCGGAGAGCUACAGUCCUGCCUCGACGUCCUUGCCCAGCUAAGAGUCUCCUCGGCGGGAUCCUGCUCCGGACACGAAGCACCGCCCCCGUAUAGCCCCGCCCAUCUCCCCACUCAACUUCUUCUCUCCUUACCUUUUGACCCCUACCCCACCCUGCAUCCUUACGACCGCAACCCCGAAGUAGUCCCACACUGCAUCCUUUAGAUGCAGGGUGCAGCCCCAGUCCUCCAGCCAGCAUGCCUGCGGCCCCGCCCCUCGCCGGUAGCCACACCCCCUGACCAGCCCCGCCCCCGAGGCUCCACCCCCAGCGGCCGGGGGUAGGGUGGCGGCUGGCCCAGCCGGGCCCCCGCUGCCCUCUGCCCUAGGCGCUCGGUCGGAGCGGGCCGGGCACUGCGGGGCUAGGCGAGCUCGGCGGCCCGGGGGCUCGGAGGCGAAGAUGGCGUCAGGCAGGCGCUCCCCGCGCACCGGGCUGCUGGAACUGCGCGCCGGGGCUGGCUCGGGGGCUGGCGCCGAGAGGUGGCAGCGGGUGCUGCUCAGUCUGGCGGAGGACGCGCUGACCGUGAGCCCCGCCGACGGCGAGGUCGGCCCGGAGCCCGGCGCCCCGCGGGAGCCGGAGCCCGCGCAGCUCAACGGCGCCGCCGAGCCCGGCGCGGCGCCCCCGCAACUGCCCGAGGCGCUGCUGCUCCAGCGGCGCCGCGUGACGGUGCGCAAGGCCGACGCCGGCGGGCUGGGCAUCAGCAUCAAAGGGGGCCGAGAGAACAAGAUGCCUAUUCUCAUUUCCAAGAUCUUCAAGGGCCUGGCAGCCGACCAGACUGAGGCCCUCUUCGUGGGGGAUGCCAUCUUGUCUGUAAAUGGGGAGGAUCUCUCCUCUGCUACCCAUGAUGAGGCGGUGCAGGUCCUGAAGAAGACGGGCAAAGAGGUGGUGCUGGAGGUCAAGUACAUGAAAGAGGUCUCACCGUAUUUCAAGAACUCUGCCGGCGGGACUUCGGUUGGCUGGGACUCGCCUCCUGCUUCACCCCUUCAGCGACAGCUGUCUUCCCCUGGCCCCCCACCCCGGGACAUCAGUGAUGCCAAACACAUAUCCUUGAAGAUGGCAUAUGUCUCGAGGAGGUGCACCCCCACUGACCCGGAGCCCAGGUAUUUGGAGAUCUGUUCAGCAGAUGGCCAAGACACCCUCUUCCUGAGGGCCAAGGAUGAGGCUAGCGCAAAGUCGUGGGCAGCUGCCAUCCAGGCCCAAGUCAACGCUCUGAUGCCUUGGGUCAAGGACGAGCUGCAGGCACUGCUGGCAGCCACCAGCACAGCUGGGAGCCAGGACAUCAAGCAGAUCGGCUGGCUGACUGAGCAGCUGCCCGGUGGGGGCACGGCACCUACCCUGGCCUUGCUGACCGAGAAGGAGCUGCUUCUCUACUGCCAUCUACCCCAGACCCGGGAGGCUCUGAGCCAGCCAGCCCGUACUGCCCCACUCAUUGCCACCAGGCUGGUGCACUCAGGCCCCUCCAAGGGUUCGGUGCCCUAUGAUGCAGAGCUCUCUUUUGCCUUGCGCACGGGCACACGUCACGGUGUGGACACUCACCUGUUCAGCGUGGAGUCACCACAGGAGCUGGCUGCCUGGACCCGCCAACUGGUGGAUGGCUGUCACCGGGCUGCCGAGGGUGUGCAGGAGGUGUCUACAGCCUGCACGUGGAAUGGCCGUCCCUGUACCCUCUCUGUGCACAUCGACAAGGGCUUCACGCUGUGGGCGGCUGAGCCCGGUGCGGCCCGAGCUGUGCUGCUCCGGCAGCCCUUUGAGAAGCUGCAGAUGUCCUCAGAUGAUGGUGCCAGCCUCCUUUUCCUGGACUUCGGGGGUGCUGAAGGAGAGAUUCAGCUGGACCUGCAUUCGUGCCCCAAAACCAUGGUCUUCAUCAUCCACUCCUUCCUCUCGGCAAAAGUCACCCGCCUGGGGCUUUUGGCCUAGAGAUCACCGGAUGCACUAGCCCUGAAGAGAGGGUAUCUACCACAUGGCCUGACCUGGCCCUCCGCUGACUGCCUGCUCACCACUGGGCUGAGGGAAGGGAGAGGAAAGGAACAAGAGUGCAGAGUCCCAGCUUCUAAGGGAGGCUGGGAUAGUCUUGGGACUGGGACCCAGACUCAGGACACAGUGGAUCCUGCCUGUGAUGGGGUAGCCUCCCAGGUGCCCCAUCAUCCCCACACCAGUGCCUUUUGCAGAGAGAUAUUUUGUGUACACAAAAGCCAUUCCGAGCCUGGGACCUGCCCCUGUGGGGAUCCUGACCCCAGACAACAACUGCCAGGCCUCCUAGAGGCCCCUAAGCCACCCUCAGAGGCCUCAUCUGAAGGGAGUUCCCUGGGGUCCAUGGCAAGAGAAAGAGGAGGAACCUUUCUGUUCAUUUCUCCCCUCAGCUCCACCACCUUGGGGCAUCUGGUUUUUCUCUUCAUCCUCUCUCCUCCUUACUCUUGGAUAAAUAAACAGCCUGUGAGUACA